UCCCAGAGUGGGCCAUGUUCCCUAUGGUCAUGGGGGGCCAGACGCUCUGCGCCUUUGCCCAGCCUUUGGUCAUCUUUGCCCCCACCAAGCUGGCAGAUCUCUGGUUCCCUGAACACCAGAGGGCCACGGCUAACAUGAUGGCUUCCAUGGCAAAUACUGUUGGGCUGCUCUUAGCGAAUAUCUUCUCUCCGAUGAUAAUUAGUUACACCAGUACUCUUUUCAUGCUGCCUGUUUCCUAGCAACAGUGGGGAUCCGUGAACGUGUCCCCCCG
This is a messenger RNA of Sinocyclocheilus grahami, 271 nucleotides long. RefSeq names its product major facilitator superfamily domain-containing protein 7-like. Bases 15 to 239 code for a protein of 74 amino acids. Lineage: Eukaryota; Metazoa; Chordata; Actinopteri; Cypriniformes; Cyprinidae. The record is from RefSeq and is a predicted model, not a curated record. The transcript has 3 exons. Gene Ontology annotation, cellular component: membrane.